AUGCAAUGCAUGUGUUUUGCUAAAAUGCUAGUUUUACGUUAUGCUUUGAGUAAUCAAAGCCGUUUUCUUUCGAAUACUACUUCAAUAGCUAAUAGGUUCACUAGAGAAACUUUGAGAAACCGAUUGUAUAAACAAGAACUCAAAGAUGUCCAUAAUAAAAUAAGAAAGAAUGGAUUCCAAAACGUUAACAAUCCACAAGUUUAUAGUGAUGCUAUUUCUUUACGACCUCCUAAAGAUCUUUGGAAAGCUUUGGGAUUCACAGUACUGGUCGGGACUGGAGCAUUCACGGUGGCUAUUAUAUCUGACAUAAAACGGAUGAAAGAGAAAGCACGAGAAGCUGCAAGUGAUUUUUUCAAGGCAACAUUCAAAAGCUAUUACGAUGGCCAGAACCAAACGGAUAGUUUUGAGUGGAAAAGGCUAUCAGAAGGGGAUAAGACAGCAGCUCUGCUCAUUGGACUGAAUGUGGUUGUCUUCUGCUUAUGGAAAAUACGAGCCUUUGAACCACAGAUGUGGAGAUAUUUCACUAAUAGUUUUGCACAGAGAAGUCUAUGCUCUCCAAUGCUCCUCAGUGCCUUUUCACAUUCCAAUUUGAUACACUUGGCUUUGAAUAUGUAUGUCGUCUACUCUUUCACUAAUGUCGCUAUCGACAAAUUUUUCGGCCCCGACCAGUUCUGGGCUUUCUACGCAAGUGCUGCUGUAGCUUCAUCUUUCACAUCCCUUAUCCAUAAAGCAAUUGUCAAGUCUCCUGUCCGCGCUCUGGGAGCUAGCGGAGCUAUUCUGGGUCUGUUAGGCUAUGUUUGUAUGAAAAUUCCCGACGCAAGACUGAAGAUUGUGUUCAUACCUAACUUUGACUUUUCUGCUCAGUCUGCCAUUUAUGGAGUACUGUUGUUCGAUAUACUUGGAUUAGUCUUCCGGUUUCGACUAUUCGAUCAUGCCGCUCAUUUGGGAGGAACACUUUUUGGAAUGUUCUAUGCUAUGUAUGGAGAGCAUCUGAUUUGGGAGCAGUACGGUGGCCUGGUGGAGCGAUGGUAUUCGGGGCUAACAAAAUCUUGA
This is a messenger RNA of Auanema sp. JU1783, 1053 nucleotides long. Lineage: Eukaryota; Metazoa; Nematoda; Chromadorea; Rhabditida; Rhabditidae. The record is from the annotation of a GenBank genome assembly.